AUGCCGCAUGUCAUCUCUCAGACACCCAAGAUGGCCCAGAGUGGGCGUCCUUCAGGUUUGCCUACAGACAAGUACAUCUCUCCUAGUGUCACCCGAGUGAUAGUGAAGACAGCAGGCAAGGGGGAGGACUUUAUGAUAGCGGACAACACCUCUGUGAGGCAGUUCAAGGAGAAGCUAUCUGCUCACUUUGAGUGCCAAAUGGACCAACUAGUGCUGGUUUUCAUGGGUCGCCUUCUUAAAGACCAUGACACACUGAGACAGAGGGGCAUCCGAGACAGCCACACCAUUCAUUUGGUCAUCAAGUCCAAACAUAGGUCCAGAUCCCUAGCCCAUUCCUCCCAGAACCUGCUGACCAAAGAUCCCUGCCACCGGGACAGAAACACCAAAGGAAACAGCAGUGGGGUACACCAACUUGCCAGUGUGAGUCACACCCCAGUGGAAUCGGCCCUCCCUGUGGAGCCUGAUGCACCCAAAGUGCAUACCCAGGAUCUGGAAGUGGGUAAUCCAGAUUGCAUAGCACAGAUGCUACAGAAUCCUAGCAUCCAGCAGCUCCUGUCCAACAUGGCCCCCAUGAGACAGUUCAUCUCAGAACACCCAGACGUGCAACAGCUGAUGCAGCAGAACCCAGAAGUCUCCAACCUCCUUGACAAUUCUGAGAUCCUAUGGCAGACUCUGGAGCUGGCCAGAAACCUUGCCAUGAUUCAGGAGAUAAUGCAGAUCCAGCAACCUGAACAGAAUCUUGAGCAUCCACUAAACCCACAGUCAUACCCGGGCUUGGAGACAAUGCCAGGUGGGGACAAUCCCCUGGGCCGGAGUUAUGCUGAUUGCAAUGACCACAUGCUCAACAGCUUGCAAGAUCCCUUUGGGGGCAACCCUUUCACAGCUCUCCUGGAAGGACAUGUUUUAGAACCAGUUCAGUCCUCACCCCUGUCUCCACUACAACCCCAGGAACGGAGGGACCAGCUCCCACAGCUCCCUACAACCCGAGUCAUCUAUACUAGCUCCUGUGGUUUAUCCUCCAUCACCUCAGCCAAUGUUGCCCCUGACAAGGUGAACCAUACUUCCAGUGCCAGUACUACCAUUAUCUCCACCAAAGACCAGAGUCAUAACUGGGCCAUUCAGCAGCCGGCUGGUGUACCAGCCUUACCUAGCAUAGAGCUUACCCAGCAGCCCCAGGCAGAGGACAAAGAUGCCACCACCUCUCGAGAUAGCUCUGACCAGAAAUUAAAGGAUGAUCCCCAGCUGUCGGAUGAGCAGAGCAGCUCCCAGAUCACAGGAAGCAUGGUGCAGUUGCUUUUGAAUAACCCCUACUUGGCAGCCCAGAUGAUGUUGUUCAUAAGUAUGCCCCAGCUGAGUGAACAGUGUAGGCAGUAG
Molecule: messenger RNA, 1374 nt
Organism: Puma concolor (puma)
Lineage: Eukaryota; Metazoa; Chordata; Mammalia; Carnivora; Felidae
Gene: UBQLNL
Product: ubiquilin like
Biological process (GO): ubiquitin-dependent protein catabolic process
Cellular component (GO): cytosol
Molecular function (GO): polyubiquitin modification-dependent protein binding
Source: RefSeq, a predicted model, not a curated record